AUGACAUGUAGUUGUAGAAGGUUUCAGUUAGAUCAAAUACCAUGUCCGCAUGCGUGGGCAAUGUUGAGGUUAAAAAACUUAGAGGGUGAAGAUUACUGCUCUAUGUACUACAACAAUGAAUACAUGUUGAAAGCAUACGGCAUUCCAAUUUAUCCUCUUCCAGAUGAAAGUACAUGGACAAUACCUGCAGAGGUAUUAGAACAAAUUAUGUUGCCACCAACUGGAAAUAAGAUGUCUGGAAGAUCUAAGAAGGUGAGAUACAAGAAGGUUUCAGAAUCACAAGCUAAGAGGCCAAAGAGUUCAUGCAGACAAUGUGGACGUGAGGGCCACAAUAGGAGAACAUGUAGAAAUAUACCUAAUCACCACUGA
Messenger RNA from Nicotiana tabacum (common tobacco), 369 nucleotides. NCBI's taxonomy places the organism in Eukaryota, Viridiplantae, Streptophyta, Magnoliopsida, Solanales, Solanaceae. The record is from RefSeq and is a predicted model, not a curated record.